AGGGCGCCGCUUGAGCGAUAUUAAUUUUUGACUUUUGACAGCACCUAGAACACAUAGGAGGCAAAGAUGGAUAGGAAAUUCGUCAACGUCAUCUUACUAGGCUUUGCCUUCAUGUUCGUCUUCACGGCUUUUCAGACGAUGGGCAAUAUUGAGAAAACUGUGCUGGACAGCAUAACGAGCGACGAUCCCUCAUUUCAAGGAGAUGGUUACACAAGUUUAGCCGUGAUCUACGCCGUCCUGGCCAUUUGCAAUUGGCUUGCUCCUUCGAUCAUCUCAGUGACAGGAUCGAAGGUUGCCAUGAUUGUUGGAGCCAUCACUUACUCACUCUUCAUUGCGUCCUUUUUGACGCCCAAAACGUGGCUCCUGUACGUCGCCUCUGUGGUCGUUGGUGCCGGUGCUGCUGUUAUCUGGACAGGCCAGGGUAGCUACCUGAUCCUCAACUCAGACUCCCAAACGAUCUCGAGGAACUCUGGAAUUUUCUGGGCCAUGCUGCAGUGCAGCAUGUUCUUUGGCAACACAUUCGUCUACUUUGUGUUCCAAGGAAAAACGCACAUCGACGAGGAGACCAGAACCCUGGUGUUUUUGGUGCUGUUAGGAGUGAGUGCAGUGGGAAUUGUCUUUCUGCUCGUCCUCCGGCCUACAAACUCGGCCAACGCUACUGAGGUCGAAGCACAAGCGCCGUUGCCAUCAGAAAACGGGCCCCUUCACGCCCUGAAAAGAGCGUUUGCUCUCUUCACUACCCAGGAGAUGCUCCUUCUGUCGUGCACUUUCUUGUACACCGGGGUUGAGCUCUCAUUCUUCAGCGGUGUGUACAGCCCCAGUAUAGGAUUCACCCAGCAGUUGGGCGAACAAGCAAAGCAGCUGGUUGGAAUGUCAGGAAUAUUCAUUGGCCUGGGUGAAGUUAUUGGCGGUGCUUUGUUCGGCAUCCUGGGCAAGAAGACAAUCAAGUGGGGAAGGGACCCUAUUGUGAUUAUGGGAUUCAUCAUCCACAUCCUCUCGUUUUUCCUCAUCUUCCUGAAUCUGCCCAACGCCGCGCCGCUUGGAAACACCAACGAUGAAGCAUUCAUUACGAGCAGCGCAUAUUUGGCGAUUCUGUGCUCGUUCCUUCUAGGUUUUGCAGACAGCUGCUACAAUACUCAAAUUUACUCCAUUAUCGGUGGAAUCUUCCCUGAAGACAGCGCUCCAGCUUUUGCACUCUUCAAAUUUACUCAAUCUCUGGCGGCGGCUGCUUGCUUUUUCUACAGCAGUCAUGUCGGCUUGCACGUGCAGUUAGCCAUCUUGGUGGUGACUGCCAUCAUUGGUACGAUUACGUUCUGCAUGGUUGAGUGGAGAUCAAAAGCCAAGCAAGAAACUGGAUACAACGGAGAAAUCGGAACCUCGUGCGCGGAGCCGUCAGGAAAACCAGAGUGAACAAGCUGUGGUCCAAUCAAGUAUUUUUACACCUUGAAUAUUUGAAUAUGCUGUGAUAAACACUAUUUCUCUGGAGUGUUAUGGUCCAAACUCUAUUGUACAAGCAGUUCCAAACAUUUUAAAUGUGAAUUUUUCAUUCUGGAAGAUUUAAAAUGUGACUCAUACGAAGUAUAUCAUCGUGCUCAAAAAUACAACUUCAAAGGUGUUCAAAGGGCUGCAAUAAUCUCUGUUAAAAGUUAAGGGAGAAAAGGUUAAGUACAGUGAACAUUCCUUCCAUGUGCAUUCGUAUCGCGUUUAUUAAUUUAAGAAUAAAAUUUAUUACAAUAAAUAA
This is a messenger RNA of Cloeon dipterum, 1741 nucleotides long. Its product is annotated as UNC93-like protein MFSD11. The coding region runs from base 67 to 1410 and encodes 447 amino acids. The transcript is spliced from 8 exons. The record is from RefSeq and is a predicted model, not a curated record. NCBI's taxonomy places the organism in Eukaryota, Metazoa, Arthropoda, Insecta, Ephemeroptera, Baetidae.